This is a messenger RNA of Periconia digitata, 1524 nucleotides long. Lineage: Eukaryota; Fungi; Ascomycota; Dothideomycetes; Pleosporales; Periconiaceae. The record is from the annotation of a GenBank genome assembly.
CCAUCCGGACUAAUCAGAUGCGGAGGUGAUGGCCAACCUCCGCGAGGGGCGCCCGCGUCAUUGCUCUAUCAGCUUGCCAACAGCAAUUGUGUCGCAAUCGUUGGAGUUUCCACCACCUAUUCGCGCAUUAUGGAUCAAACAAGCCUCCCCCCAAGUUUACCUCCAAAACCUCCAGCUCCAGCUUCACGCGACGAUGUCGAAGAAGAGGCUGCGCCCCCUCGAAAACGCCCACGUACCCAUGCCACAACGCGACCAGCUCCUCCUCCGUCUUCAAUGCCUUCCGAACCUGCACUUCCGCAUGCUGAUGCUGCUCCUCCUCCCCAAUCCGAAGAAACUCCUACCCCCAGUUACACUCCUGCUUCUGAACAAGUCCACCGCUUUCCCAUCCAGCCCUUGAACCGCUUCCAAGGUCCUUGCGCGAGCAUAAAGCGUCCCCGAGAAGUCGCCCACUUCAGUUACGACGAGAAACAUGAAUACCGAGAUGACGAUUCAUCAAUCUCCUAUUAUCACCCUCCCGACAUCGGCGCCGAUCUCAAAGAAGGUUUCCAAGACUUCAACCACUACGAAGAUACAACCGAUCCGCAUCUCGACAGCCUUCUCAGAGCGCUGAUGCGCAAAGAAAAGAAGGAUGGGAAAAAGGAAGUUGUAGAUUUCGUGACGUGGCGGGGCAUGAUGACCAAGAUCAUGACUGCGCCCUCUGACAUGUUUGCGGAAUUUUCCAUGUUUGCGACCUCGCGCGACGGAACCAUUUACAUUGAGGAAGACUUUCCGGGGAGGGCGGCGCAGAGGGCUGCAGAGGCAUCGCGGCCACCACCUAGAUUUCAAUCUCCGAAUCAACCCGAUCAUAAGAUGAUGACGUAUUGGGGAUAUAAGUUCGAAGUUCUCUCUCUAUUGCCCACGCCACCCCCAGACACGCCCGAAACCAUCAUUCGAAAUAGACCGAAAGCGCCCGUGUCUAACCACGCGCAACACUGCUCCAUCAUCCGCACUGCGUUUGGACCGCACAGUCUUUUGCUCGGCGGCGAGGUUGACGGCCUAUCUGGUCCCAAACCCCCACCCGAGUCCGACCAUCCUAUACCCUGGAUUGAGCUCAAAACCGCCGAAGAGUUACCUCCUCGUCCUGCUCACCGCGACAUACUCAAGUUCGAACGCAAGCUCUUGAAGUUUUGGGCGCAGAGCUUCCUCCUCGGCGUGCCGAAGGUCAUUGUGGGAUACCGGAGCAAGCAAGGGAUUUUGACGGGCGUACAACAACUAGAGACGGGGCGACUCCCUGGGAUGGUGAGGAGAGGGACAAACUGCUGGGAUGGAAAUCUUUGCAUCAAUUUCGCUGCCGCCUUCUUGGCUCACCUGAAGACCAUCGUCAAAGGCGAUGGGGUUUAUAGGAUUGAGUUAAAGAAGAAAGCUGGGGUGAUUGAGGUACAGGAGGUUGUUAGGAAGGACUGUGGAGAUAUCGUGAGCAAGGAUUUCACGGAAUGGCGGCAGGAGCUGAGUGGCAAGGACGCCCAGGCAACGGAGGGAGCGUAA